CCACUUAACACUACCGAUAAUAAUAACUCGGUUACUCCAGCAAAAGCUCGUUGGAAAUUACUUUUUUCCAUAAUUUCAUCCUAUGAUACGAAUUCCUUAGUGAUUCCCACAAAAUUUUUUAAAAGAAACCAUCAGGGAUUUAACCUGUUUUCGAAAACAAAACUUGAUCAUUCUCCUUUAGAUGAUGUUAAUAAAGUCGAAAAUGUUACUUUGGAAAAGAAAACCUUGAAAUUUGCCUUGAUAAGCGUACUCCAAGGAAUAUCACGAAUG
Messenger RNA from Dentiscutata erythropus, 270 nucleotides. The record is from the annotation of a GenBank genome assembly. Lineage: Eukaryota; Fungi; Glomeromycota; Glomeromycetes; Diversisporales; Gigasporaceae.